UUUAUUUCUAUUUAUUUUCACAUGUAGAAAUCUGGGGCCAUCUGGAGACAGAAAACAGUGUGUCAUGAGGCACCGUUGCUGUGUCUGGCUCUAAAAAUAACAUCUUGUUGUUAGUCUGUGCCGGCCCUGCUGGGAUUUGAGCGCGGUUUGUCAGAAAGUAAAGAGCUCUGCUGGUGCUCAGGUGUGUUUUCUUUGCCCAGAAAUGCCCCUGUGCGCGACGGAAGGAAUCCUGCGGAACAAAUGUUCUGCUGUUUGGCUUCCUCAGACGCCCCGGCUCCCUCCUUUUGUUGCUUGCCACGAAAAGAGGUGCCAUUUCGCAUCAUUCUGCAGAAAUUGUUUGAAUUAAUGCAAGUGUGAAUUCUUACCGUUUGAAGGAGGGUAUUUGCAUAUCAAAGGUUUCUUAGCUCCGGCUCAAUUGAGGAAACUUCAGCUUGUCUUCCAUUUGCUUCCAAGAAGAGGCCCAAAGGGCAGUGGGAAUUGUAAAGGGGUAAAAUGGGGAGGUGGAUUUGGGUUAUGUUUCAGAACUUUUGCUGUUUUGCAAUUAUGCGGGUGAAAAACAAGGUCCCUCCGCUGCCAAGCCCUUGCAAGCGCUCGGACAAUUACACUCUAUUGAUUAAUGGUUUGUUCCGAGCAAAAAAAGUGACCUUUUAUGACAGGCACUGUGGCGUGGUUUCUGAUUCCUCCUCUCUGGGAGGGGGAUUUAGAAAGUGCUUUCUCCCGCGCUCUUGCUCUGGUAUGGCCUACACGUUACUGCGUGGAGGGGUGAAUGGGGAAGACCUUCUAAUUACUUCAGAAAACAAAUGAAAUCUUGUAAUAAAAGACCUCUUGGUUCCAGGCCUUUGAAACAAAUAUGCUUCUUUCCUUAAUGGGUGGGUAGGCUGGAAUAAUAGAUAUUUUUAUGGAGAGUUUUAAAAAGAAGUUUUGAUCACCACCGGCCAUAUGCUUCCAUUUGCUUUUUCUAGAAAAAAAGUGAAAAUGAGUAAUUCUUGUAAUCUCAUUUAAUCAGUGAUACCGUGUUUACAAAGAUAACCUAAUUUGUGGUUAGUAUUACCCUAUAAUAAAUAAUUCUCAACCAGCUAUGGCAGGAGUGCCGUUUUGGUGGCUGUGUAGAACAUUUAUCGCAUUGCAAGUUGUUUUACGAGACUACAUAUUCAUAGUUUUUUAUUCUUUUGUUACUAUUUUCUUGAGUUUGAAAGGGGAUGUGGCCCGGCCUACCCUUUUCUUACCUUUGCUAAUCCACAUUCAUAAUCCAGCAACUCAAAAGCCAAGCAAAAUCCAGUUAUCCAUCAAUAAGUUGGGACCUUUUCCAGGGACCAGAUGUUUCUUGGGAACUGUAUUCUGGUUUAUAUCUCUGGCAAAAAAAACUUCCUAAAUUUUCCUUGCCUAUUUCUUCUUUCCAAACCUUUUACUUGAAUGAUACAGAUACUAAAACAAGUAUUUUGUGUUUUUAAAAAGCUGGUUUAAGUCAUUGAUACGUAACAUUUGGUCUGUUGUUUGGGUGGGUUUGUUUGUUUGUUUUAUUUUUUUUUUCCUUCUGAUUCACCAUUUGGGGGGGUGUUUCUUUUACUGCCAUGAAAGUGAUGUGCCUUUAGAGUAGGAUAUUCAAUUUCAGGCUUCAGUUUCCUUUCAUGUAAUGAAGGAGCUGAGUAUAUAUGGUAUGUCUUGGUGAAAAACACUGCAGUUGAUCAAGUAUUCUGCUGUUCUUAGAUGGACACGGCUAUUUGGGCAUUUCGUAAAUAGAUGUAUUUAGUGGUUCUAAAAUUAGAUAAUUACUUUCAGGUAAUUUCCAGCAGUUUAUUUACCUAAUGUCUUCAGCUGUCUGAAGUAGUACCUUUUGGUGGUGUAAAAGGAACAUAUUGAUGUAAUUGCCAUUAUCACACUUAAGUUGCUGUUAACUAGUCUGCUUUGAAUGCAGAGGGCUAUAAAGAAAGCGCAUUAUCCUUUCAGCUAUUAGGGAUAAUCUAAAAAUUUGAAAUGUUGCACUUUGGUUUAUGUGAGGCAACCCCAAAUUCGAUAAAUCUCUAAAGGUAAAAAAGUAGUAAAAAGAAGAUUUUCAACAUUCAGAUGACAAAAUUGGACCACUUAGAGAGAAAUUAAUGUGCUGCAGCAGCACUUCAACUGCCAUUUUCAAUCACUGUGGGUUACUAUGUGUUGGCAACAGUAAAAAAGCAUAGACGUUCAGAUAGCUCAGGGAGCUGGUAGUUGGGGGAAUCAGGAUGUUGAAUCAUGUGGGGUAGAACAAACCAAUUACUUCAGGUUUUGACUUGAGAAUUUCCAGUAAACAUUUUUUUUCUGGCUUUUGGCUCCCCUGCUCAUUAAUAGACCAACAUCAAAGCAGGCAACCAAACUUCCAAAUGUUAUAAAAACUAAUGUAAAGAUACGGAUCUCACAUGUAGUCUUGCAAGUCUUAAUUUAAAACAAGCAGUUGGAGUUUUUAUUGCUGCAAUUUUCACAAUCAGCAGAGACAUUAACACCAGGCUUCUGGGUGUUUCCCUUCUUAAAAUGAGCAAGAGGAAAGCUUUAAAAAAACCAGAGUGUGCUUAGUUGGUUCUUAUUUGAUCACUUCAGAAGCUUUCUCAAUGUUUUAUUUAUCUCUUACCGCUUUGAAUGUGUAAAGUCAGGAAAGGGGGUUACUCAGGAAUCCUAGUCUCUAGUAAGGAAGCACCUUAUUAAAGUUUAAAUAAGCAAGGUAGAACAGUCUUAGGAGUUUGUAGUCUUUAUGGUUAAUAGUAUGUAAUAAUAUGGUUGGUUUUAUUCUGGAAAUGUGAUAUGUAGACAUGACAUUUUGAUGCAUAGACUUUUUUUAAAUGAGAAUAGUUGUGAUGAAGAAAAUUUCCUACAGUUUUGAAUUACUGCUUUUUUUAAAAGUCCAUAACUUUCACUUAAAGAUUUUGGAGAGAGAAAUCUCUAGUUAGGCAAAAUAUUUAUCAAAGUUUUAUUUGAAAUACGUUUCUAGAUAGUGUGUCAUAAAUUCACAUAAAUCAUAAUAACCAUACAGUAGAAAGCAUUGUUUGACAUCUAGACAGCACAGAAACACGAUCAUAAGUUUUUGCUGAAAUUUGGACUUGAAGUUUAUGUAUUUGCAAGCCCUUGCUCAUCCUCUGUCCACCGAAAAUGUUGACAUACCUGUAAGAAAAUAAUGUUACCUUGUAGCAUGGCUCCUGCUGGAUUCUGCCAUGCCAAAUAUUAAUGACAAAUAACCCACCAGUAACACCUCAUAUCAAAAAAUGCUCUGUGAUUCCUCUGCAUUUCCAUUAAGGAAUAUCUGUGGAUGGCUCAUUAUACAGGAACUGGAAGUAGCAAAUAAUGAUUUUUACCUAGUCACCUGCAAGUGAAGAAGUUAAACUACGUGUGGUGUGUAGUGGAAGUCGUGUCCAUGCACAGGUCAUUCACAGACUAGCAGUCACUUAUGAACCAAGACAGUUCAGAGCACAGGCUAGUGAAAUUUGAAGUCAGUCAUGUUACUUGGAGAUGUCUUAUUGAACAGAAUCUUUCAAAGCAUUUUUUAGGAUUGAUGUUUGUGAUGUACAAAAGUGAUUUGAAAUUGCGAGAAAUUCACCUCCUUGAGUAUUUAUGUGCAGCUUUUAAACUUAAAAGCUGUCUAUUAUUUCUAAAAACACCCUCUGUUUGAAACAGGUAAAAAUUUUUAAGCAUCAUGGUUGUAAUUGGAUGUCAGGAAAAAUGGAAAAACAACAGCCUAUUUUAAGGCUAUUCUCAAUACUGUUAACAAUUGUGUUUAAUAUUUAAAUAGUUUUCAAAGAUAGCUGCAUUUUGUUUCCAACAGUUUUUUAAGAUAAAAGUAGCAGGUGGUUCUGGAAUAUUGGUAACUUAUAUAUACCUGGUGUAGAAAAUACUUCUGGCCUUUAUUUAGCAAAUGUGAUUCCUUUUAACAUUCUUCAUUUAAAAGGUGAAAGAUGACAGGCUUAAAGCCCUCUUUAAUAGGAAAUUUUCUAGGAGUUCAUGUUUCUUUCAGCCUGUAAUAUACGAGAUGUGUUUCUACAGCAUGGACUGGGAAGAUUGCGUCCCUUAAUAUCAGCAAUUUAGUUAUAGAAAUACACUUGCUUAGUGAGUGCUAUGGUCUGACAGCAUUCUCUAGAUGGAAACUGAUAGUGAAGUAGAAAUUGAUUCCAAAAGGAGGAAGGAAAAAAGUCUUCAAAUUCAGAAUCGUAACACCUCCAAGUUAUGGAUUGUUACAUUAAAUGGAGCAUUUUAUAGGUUUUAGAAGAAUAUGUAAUAUGCAUAUGCCAUGAAUUCAUUCUUUCUGAUUUUCAUGAGGUACUCUAAUGAUUCAACCAACUCUAGCUUGCCAUUUACCCAAAUUAUUUAGAAAUGCAGGAUAGUAAAAAGCAUUGCAGCCUGACUGAAGCAGGCACAAUGCUCAACACCUGCAGGUAGAGUGCAGUCUCUAGUAAAAUGCUGUUGAUUGUUACUCUGGCGCAAAGCAGGCUUAAAUACAGUUUGCUUAAUUACAACAAAAAUGCUUUUUUAUGAGUAAGAUAUUCUAUGUUUGGGGAGUGUUUUAUGUGUUAUCUGCUAAGUAAAAUUCCAUCAUACUUGUAUACAUUCGUUCAAUUAUCAGAGCAGCUAAGAGGAGGGGAAAAAAAUCAAUUUACGCUGAAAAGCACCAGAAAUAAGAUUACCUUGGCUAGUAGGAACUUGCCAGCACUGUCUAAAUUGCUUAAUAUUAUCAAAUGUUGCCAUUUUUCAUGUUCAGUAAGAAGGAUAUUGACUAUUCUACAUGUCCAGGUCUGCUGUUUGUCUAUUUCUUUAUAGGGUAUAAGCAUGUCUUAUUUCUAUUUCUACAAUAGCAGUUACAGAUAAAUCGGAGGAUCUAACAAUAACUUUAUAAAAUAGAUGGAAUAAUACCAUUCACUGGAGGAAUAGUAUUUAUUUGAGAUAAGUGAUAACAACUAGUUUUUUCACUUGUUGUUCUCGUAACAGACAAAUGUAAAUACCUUAGCAGACGUUUCAGAGUGAAAGGGGAGAGAUAACAUGUAAUUACUUUUCAGGGUGGCUCUGACGAUGCCCAUGUUCUUGUCUGUAAGAAAAAAAAAAUAAUCUUUGCUCAUCACCUCAGAAUAUGAAGGCCAUUGUUACUUCUCAAUAUAAAAAUAUUUUCUGAUUUCUAAUGUUGACCUCAGUAUUCAUCUUUAGCUCUUCUGUGUAAGCUGGAAUCCUUACAGCCAUGAAUUCUAGUUGCUGUUAUCCAACGGAGCAUUUAAUAGAGCACGUAAUGGACUCUGCUCCUGUAUUUUUCUUGAAUGCAUAGCAUCUUGCUUCAUUCAGUAACCAAAACUAACUUUGCUACAAGGACAGGCAACUCGACAAGUUAGAAUCAAUGGACCAUUUGUAGGUCACAAAGUCAGUUUACUGGAAUUUCAGAGGAAACUGGUUGAAAAGAGAGGACAAAUGUCACUUUGAAUAGAGAUGUUUAAAUCAGACUUCUGCCUUAGGGUAAAAUUUAGGUCUGUUGUAGCCUAGAUGUAAUGUCUCCCUCUACAGAGCACAGCAUUAAUCAUGGCUUGACAAGUGAUCAUGGGCUGAGAGAAAUAAGGCCUGUCUUGGUUGUGUGGUUAUUUUUUUUUUCUAAUCUUAAUCUCUUAGGAGCACAUUAUAAACACUAACAUUUACACAAAAAGAUUUAAGUAUCAAUGUCUGUGUUUCAGUAGUGAGAGUAGCUAGCUUCAGAGAAAAUCUAGUUAGAGUUAAUAAGAAGCUACUUGUGUUUCUUACGUAGAUUAACUUUUAGGAAUAUUUUCCUUUUAACGUAAUGCAGGGCUUUUUUGUCUUAAGAGAUUUAUUUUAUGCCAUUUCCUCAUACAAAUAUGGUAGAGUCUCGGUCUGCCUGUUUUGUUCCUUGGUUUACUGAAUAACUCUAAAUCUUUUUUCUUUACAAUGGUUUUACAAUGUGUUUAUCACCCAAGAAAGACACUUCCUUUUGCAAAACAGGCAAUAUAGGGAAAAGGGGGAGCAGUUUUUCUAAAAUGUAACACAGAUGAGUGUUUUUUUUACUAUGUUUAUAUGUUAAUGAUGUGUUACUUUAUUGCAAUGGGCUACAAAACUGGAAUGAAAUAACGUGAAUGAAGAGUGCUAUUUAAGAUCCCAAGUUCUGCUGAUACUAUACAAAUUGUGUUUAAUUCUUAAAUAAGGGGCGUCUUGAUUCAUAGAUAGGUGUGGGAGUGUUUAUACAUUUUAUGGUAAAGAAGGGAAUUCUCCCAUUUCUUGGGCUUUUCUGCUGCUUCCUGUGGUGGGAACAGUGUGGGAGCAGCCAAGCCCUGGGCGUGCCCCAGUGCUGGAGAGGUGCAGCUCCUUCGUGGAGGGUUACAUUUGUGUCGGCAACUGUUGGAAAAAUAGAUGGUAUCAGUGAAGUGGCAGCAAAACAAUUUAUCACUGGAGAAUGAUGCUUUAAAAAUUAGAGUACUUCUGUUUAUCCAGUUGCCUGUGGAUGUGAUAAAAUCCCCAAUCUCUGGUUUAGGUUUGGUUGCUGCUUUCCUUUGUGCCCUCUGUUGGUAUUUUCCCAUCAGUCGACACCUCACACUGAUUACUGCUCUGAAUCCAGAUGACAGAAUAAUAACGCCGAUUACUGCUAAAAGUUGUUUCUGGCAGCUGGGGAGAGGAUGACCGACCUUGUUCCUGACUAUCAGACUUGCUCUGCUGUUGAUGGGCUCGGGUGUGCAUAGAGAGAGAGCCUUACUGUGAAAUCAGUGCUGCAGUGGUGGUGAGUGAUCACAUGCCAGAAGGAGACUUUAAUUCACUUUUCUGUAUAUUCUCUGUAAUUUUUUACAGCAUUGCAGUAUACGCCGGGGUGAGCAGUGUUCAGAAACAAUUCCUUUUCAGUAGGCAGCGUUGCUUUUAAAUAAAGUGACAUUUUAAGAAAAUAUUUCUGAAAACAAGUUCUGCUGUUGACUCUGCACUUCUCUGGCAAAUUCCCGAUGCCUGUGUUGAUGGUAGGCAGAAUUUUUUUAAUCUGAUCCAGGCAUCCUUUCAUUAGACUAUUACACUAUUUUUUAGACUUUUUCAAUGUGUAGUGACCAAUUCGGAAAAACCUGUUUCCCCCGAAUGAAUACUGUUUGAAUCUUCAUUUUGAACAAAAUGAGUGUUCUACAGAAGACCAAUUCAUAACUAUUUUGUUGGCAGUGUCUCCAGCAGCUUUUAUUUGCUUUAGUCUAAUAAGUGUUUCUUAAAUGCGGACUGUCAAUUGGUGAGGGUGAUUCUUGUGUAAAUCAGUAUAAAGUGCUUAAAGGAGAGAAAGAGCCUAAGCAGUGGUGUAUUCCUGGUUGAGCUUCUGUGCCAGGAGCACGGGUGUAGGCUGAGAGUUGUUUUGAAGAGAGAGGGGAGGUGCAGGCUGCCAUAAUCUGAAACUGAGAAGAAAUCCUUUUGCCCUUCAGGCAGUAAUCUUACCCGUGCUUGAAUAGAGCAUCAUCUCUCCAAAAAGUUGCUGGCUUUAUUUCCCCCCUGCUUUAUUUCCUCAUUUGUAUAAUAGUAUCUCAUAGAAACUGGUUGAUGAUCCAACUGUUAAAGAUAUUCCAUCAGCAAAGAAGACCUUUAUUUGCAGCAGUCUCAUCCUCUUGAAUUGAACACCCAAAAUUUGUCUUAUGUUUAUCCUAUGUAAUGGCUGUAGCCAUACUGAAAUAUCUGAAAUAUCAGUACUGAAAUGGCUGUAUCCUACUGAAAUGGGAGUAUUUUUCCCCACCUUUUGUUGUUUUUUUUGUUGGGUUUUUUGUUGUUGUUGUUUUUUGUUUGUUUUGUUUUAAAGCUGUUAUUUAAAGCUUGAAGGGUUGUAUUUUGGAGUUCAUUUUCCCAGUGAAAAUUAAAGUUGACACAGGACAUAUGUGACUUUAUGCCCAAUGUAUAUGCAUUCAUUUCAUGAAUGUUCUUCAUCAGUCUAAGGGCACUGCUUGCAGAAACUGAGAUUUCGCUCUGUGAGAGAAACAAAACCACAGGCAUACAUUUGUUCUCUCUGUGUGAGAAGAGAAAUUAAUGUUGCCUGAUGGCUUCCCAGUUUUUUGGGUGUGUGCUAAAGGUUAGAUAGGAUGAAGGCUUAAUUACGAUGUACUUAAUAUUUAUAGCUUCAUUCACUGAAGCUUUGUCCCAUUUGCAUUGAAGGGAUUUUUAUCUAGAAAGCUCAUCCCAUUACGGCAAACAAACUUGAGACAUUUUAAGGUAAGAGUAAUGUCUUUUGGGAGAAAAGCAGUUUACUUCCAGUUGGAUGAAAACUACAUUGUUACUUCAUGAUUUGAUUUAAAUUGAUAGGGAUUUUUCUUAAUAUAUAUAAUUUAAUUUUCAAGAUAACUUACCAUUCAGUUCAAUAGCAUUUUAAACUUUGUGUAAUGUGCUUGUGUAAUUGUAUCCAAAAGUGAUAUUAGGUUUUUCUUCCUAGCAGUAAAUAGAAUGAAGGAAUGCUGCUGCUUGGUUGGUUUUCAGUUAGACAAAUGCAUCAGAUAGGAUGAACUUGUUUUACUGUUAGGGGUGGUCUUUCAUUUUUGUUUAGCUCUGGAUAAACAGCCAUUUUUAAAUUUUCAUUCUUUUUUUUUUUCUUCUCUCUUUUCUCUUAUUUUUUUCUGCACUGAAAGUAUUAGAUGACUUUGGAAAAAUAAAUUUGUGUGACUUGGUAUAGGAAAAACUAAAGCUGAAUGUUUAACUUUUCUGAGGAGACAAGAAGAGACACAGAGCUGGGAAGAAAAGUGGAGAAUGCUUCCUGUGUUACCUCCUUAUGCUGGAUAACAUUGCAGAGGGAUUUCUGGGGGAGUUUCUUUAAAAUGAUGAUUGAUUAUUUGGUUUGCUAUGCCGGCUGUUGCCCACAUUUUUCACAUAUUUUUGCUCAUUCUUAUUAUUACCUGCAGAGGGAGCUUGUAUAUGAGAUAAUCAGAGUAAUCAAGGCAUUCAGGGCUGAAUUGUUUCCAGUAAGUACAAUUUCAUUUCACUGUGCCUUUUCUGUUAUGCAGAGCAGAAAGGCUCUGUAAGACAGCUUUUAAAAAGGCUGUCCAUCAGUAACAGCAAAUCACAGUGGGCAAAGAUUUUAAAACAUCAGUAAGCACAAGCCUACUUUAAAAAAUACUUUGUAUUUCAAAGAAGUGCCUAUUAAUCAGAAGUUUAAAAAAGAGAUGAGGAAAACAAUUCUUGCCAGUCGAGGUGCAAGAGGACGGUUUUGGUAUUCUGUAUGACAAGAAGCAGAUUUUUGUUGCAUAAACUGUCUUCUCAGAUUCUAAAAAUGUCAUGUCAGCAUCAGAGAGACAGCAGAGUACUUUCAGGUCUUCGACACAUCUCGUGCAGAGUAGCGUGGUAGCCAGAAAGCAGGAGGUAUGAAGAUGAAUAAUGCAGACUACUGGUUUCGAUGAUGCUGGGCUUUUAUAACAGGAUUCAUUAAGGAAUACAAAGAAAAUUCUUACAGGGAUCAAUAAUGGUGUCUUCUGGCUGCAGAAUGCAAAGUUUUUGGUUUCUGCUCAUUAUCAGCUUCCUGCAGUGUACUGAAGGUUUCAGCCGAGCAGCGCUACCGUUUGGUUUGGUGAGGAGGGAGCUCUCCUGCGAAGGCUACUCCAUCGACCUGCGGUGUCCAGGCAGCGAUGUCAUCAUGAUAGAAAGUGCCAACUACGGACGGACAGACGACAAGAUCUGUGAUGCUGACCCUUUCCAGAUGGAGAACACAGAAUGCUUCCUUUCAGACGCCUACAAAAUUAUGACACAGAGGUGCAACAACCGAACACAGUGUAUAGUAGUUACUGGGUCAGAUGUGUUUCCUGAUCCUUGUCCUGGAACAUACAAAUAUCUAGAAGUUCAGUAUGAAUGCGUUCCUUACAAAGUGGAGCAAAAAGUUUUUGUUUGCCCGGGGACGUUGAAAGCAAUUGUGGACUCACCGUAUUUAUAUGAAGCUGAACAAAAAGCAGGUGCUUGGUGCAAAGAUCCUCUCCAGGCUGCAGAUAAAAUAUACUUCAUGCCAUGGACUCCAUAUCGCACGGAUACUUUGAUAGAAUAUGCUUCUUUAGAGGACUUCCAGAACGGACGCCAGCAGACGACGUACAAACUCCCAAACCGAGUGGAUGGUACUGGAUUUGUAGUGUAUGACGGAGCUGUCUUUUUCAACAAGGAAAGAACUCGGAACAUAGUAAAAUUUGACUUGAGGACUAGAAUUAAGAGUGGAGAGGCUAUAAUCAAUUAUGCUAAUUACCAUGACACCUCUCCGUACCGAUGGGGAGGAAAGACUGAUAUUGACUUGGCAGUUGAUGAAAAUGGCUUGUGGGUAAUUUAUGCUACGGAACAAAACAACGGGAUGAUAGUAAUCAGCCAGCUGAACCCCUACACUCUGCGCUUCGAAGCCACCUGGGAAACGACCUAUGACAAGCGGGCAGCAUCCAAUGCUUUCAUGAUAUGUGGUGUGCUCUACGUGGUGCGGUCGGUGUAUCAGGACAACGAGAGCGAGACUGGCAGGAACGCCAUCGAUUACAUCUACAACACCAGGCUGAGCAGAGGCGAGCACGUGGACAUUCCUUUUCCCAACCAGUACCAGUACAUCGCCGCAGUGGAUUACAACCCCAGAGACAACCAGCUGUAUGUGUGGAAUAACAACUUCAUUCUGCGGUACUCCUUGGAGUUUGGCCCACCUGAUCCUGCCCAAGUGCCUACCACAGCAGUGACAAUAACUUCUUCAGCAGAGCUUUACAAAACCACAGUGUCAACCACUAGCACUACGUCACAGAGAGGUCCCAUAAGCACAACAUCGGCUGGAGGAACAAAGGAAGGAAGCAGAGGACCCAAACCACCGCCACCCAUUUCCACAACCAAAAUUCCUCCCGUGACAAGUUUUUUCCCUUUGCCAGAGAGAUUCUGUGAACCAACUGAGGCCAGGGGGAUUAGCUGGCCUCAAACACAAAGAGGAAUGAUGGUUGAACGCCCUUGCCCCAAAGGAACACGAGGAACUGCCUCGUAUCUCUGCGUGGUCUUAACGGGAAUGUGGAACCCCAAAGGCCCUGAUCUUAGCAACUGUACCUCACACUGGGUAAAUCAGCUGGCUCAGAAGAUCAGAAGUGGAGAAAAUGCUGCUAGUCUGGCCAAUGAACUGGCUAAACACACCAAAGGACCGGUCUUUGCUGGCGAUGUUAGUUCAUCAGUGAGGCUGAUGGAACAGCUCGUGGACAUUUUGGAUGCUCAGCUUCAGGAACUACGGCCCAGUGAAAAAGACUCUGCUGGAAGGAGUUAUAACAAGCUCCAAAAACGAGAGAAGACGUGCAGGGCUUACCUUAAGGCAGUUGUGGAUACAGUGGACAACUUGCUCAGGCCUGAAGCUCUGGAGUCCUGGAAGGACAUGAAUUCUUCAGAACAAGCCCACGCAGCCACAAUGUUACUUGAUACAUUAGAAGAAGGGGCUUUUGUCUUGGCUGAUAACCUUGUAGAACCAAGUAGAGUCUCAAUGCCCACAGAAAAUAUUGUUUUGGAUGUUGCAGUGCUUUCUACUGAGGGCCAAGUGCAGGACUUGCGAUUUCCUCAGGCUGGUAAAGGAGGCAACUGGAUUCAGCUCUCUGCACGAACCAUGAAACAGAACAGCAGGAACGGACUAGCCAAACUGGUUUUCAUUAUUUACAAAAGUUUGGGUCGUUUCCUCAGUACAGAAAAUGCAACCAUAAAGUUAGGCAGUGACUUGGCGGGGCAGAACAGCACGAUCGCCGUCAACUCCCACGUCAUCGCGGCCUCCAUCAACAAGGAGUCGAGCCGGGUGUACCUGACUGAUCCCGUGCACUUCACUCUGGAACACAUUGAUCCUGACAAUUAUUUCAAUGCAAAUUGUUCCUUCUGGAACUACUCAGAGAGGACUAUGAUGGGAUACUGGUCAACUCAAGGCUGCAAACUGGUUGACACAAAUAAAACUCAUACAACGUGUGCUUGCAGUCACCUCACCAACUUUGCAAUUCUUAUGGCUCGGCGGGAAAUUGUGUACAAAGAUGGAGUGCACGAAUUGCUCCUCACUGUCAUCACCUGGGUGGGAAUUGUCAUCUCUCUUGUUUGCCUGGCCAUCUGCAUCUUCACAUUCUGUUUUUUCCGUGGCCUGCAAAGUGAUCGUAACACUAUUCACAAGAACCUUUGUAUCAACCUAUUCAUUGCUGAGUUCAUUUUCCUAAUAGGCAUCGAUAAGACAGAGUACAAGAUUGCAUGUCCGGUUUUUGCAGGUCUCUUACACUUUUUCUUCCUGGCAGCCUUUGCCUGGAUGUGUCUAGAAGGAGUGCAGCUUUAUCUAAUGUUAGUAGAAGUAUUUGAAAGUGAAUAUUCUAGAAAGAAGUACUAUUAUGUUGCUGGCUACCUCUUCCCUGCUACAGUAGUUGGUGUCUCAGCAGCUAUUGACUAUAAGAGCUACGGAACAGAGAAAGCUUGCUGGCUACACGUAGAUAACUACUUUAUCUGGAGUUUCAUUGGACCUGUUACUUUUAUUAUUCUGCUGAAUCUUAUCUUCCUGGUGAUCACAUUGUGCAAAAUGGUGAAGCACUCAAACACUUUGAAACCAGACUCUAGCAGGUUGGAAAACAUUAAUAAUUACCGUGUUUGUGAUGGCUACUAUAAUACGGACUUACCUGGCUAUGAAGAUAAUAAGCCAUUUAUCAAAUCCUGGGUCCUGGGUGCAUUUGCUCUCCUGUGUCUCCUUGGCCUAACAUGGUCAUUUGGUCUGCUGUUUAUAAAUGAGGGGACCGUUGUGAUGACAUAUCUCUUCACAGUAUUUAAUGCUUUCCAAGGAAUGUUUAUUUUCAUCUUUCAUUGUGCCCUUCAAAAGAAAGUACGUAAGGAAUAUGGGAAAUGCUUCCGACAUUCCUACUGCUGUGGAGGACUCCCAACUGAGAGUCCCCACAGUUCAGUGAAGGCAUCAACUACCAGAACUAGUGCUCGCUAUUCCUCUGGCACUCAGAGUCGGAUAAGGAGGAUGUGGAAUGACACUGUGAGAAAACAAUCGGAAUCAUCUUUUAUCUCAGGUGACAUCAACAGCACUUCAACACUUAAUCAAGGAAUGACUGGCAAUUACCUACUAACAAACCCUCUUCUUCGACCACACGGCACUAACAACCCCUAUAACACAUUGCUCGCAGAAACAGUUGUAUGUAAUGCCCCUUCAGCUCCUGUGUUUAACUCACCAGGACAUUCACUGAACAAUGCCAGGGAUACAAGUGCCAUGGAUACUCUACCGCUAAAUGGUAAUUUCAACAACAGCUACUCAUUGCGCAAUGGAGACUAUAACGACAGCGUGCAAGUUGUAGACUGUGGACUAAGCAUGAAUGAUACAGCUUUUGAGAAAAUGAUCAUUUCAGAGUUAGUGCACAACAACCUGCGGGGCAGCAGCAAGAACCACAACCUGGAGCGGGCGCUGCCAGCCAAGGCUGUGAUCGGCGGGAGCAGUAGCGAAGAUGACGCCAUCGUGGCAGACGCCUCAUCUUUGAUGCACAGUGACGCCCCCGGGCUGGAGCUCCACCACAAAGAGCUGGAGGCCCCGCUCAUCCCUCAGCGGACUCACUCCCUUCUGUACCAGCCCCAGAAGAAAGUGAAGACCGAGGGAACUGACAGCUACGUCUCACAGCUGACAGCCGAGGCUGACGACCACCUCCAGUCCCCCAACAGAGACUCUCUUUACACGAGCAUGCCCAACCUCAGAGACUCUCCCUAUCCAGAGAGCAGCCCCGACGUUGAAGAAGACCUCUCUCCUUCCAGGAGGAGUGAAAAUGAGGACAUUUACUACAAGAGCAUGCCAAACCUAGGAGCUGGCCAUCAGCUCCAGAUGUACUAUCAAAUCAGCAGGGGUAAUAGCGACGGCUAUAUCAUUCCCAUUAACAAAGAAGGAUGUAUUCCGGAAGGAGAUGUUAGAGAAGGACAAAUGCAACUAGUGACAAGCCUUUAA
Molecule: messenger RNA, 13867 nt
Organism: Motacilla alba alba
Lineage: Eukaryota; Metazoa; Chordata; Aves; Passeriformes; Motacillidae
Gene: ADGRL2
Product: adhesion G protein-coupled receptor L2
Exons: 25
Coding region: 9401-13867 (1488 amino acids)
Biological process (GO): adenylate cyclase-activating G protein-coupled receptor signaling pathway; brain development; cell surface receptor signaling pathway
Cellular component (GO): neuron projection; membrane
Molecular function (GO): G protein-coupled receptor activity; carbohydrate binding
Source: RefSeq, a predicted model, not a curated record